Paramecium tetraurelia is the source of this 1158-nucleotide messenger RNA. RefSeq lists its product as uncharacterized. Gene Ontology annotation, biological process: fatty acid beta-oxidation using acyl-CoA oxidase; lipid homeostasis. The record is from RefSeq and is a predicted model, not a curated record. Gene Ontology annotation, cellular component: peroxisome. The transcript has 5 exons. NCBI's taxonomy places the organism in Eukaryota, Ciliophora, Oligohymenophorea, Peniculida, Parameciidae. Gene Ontology annotation, molecular function: FAD binding; acyl-CoA oxidase activity; fatty acid binding.
AUGACUUCCUUAGAACAGGUCCGAUAAUUAUCCACCAUUGAUCAAAUCUAAGUUGCAGGCUUAAUCUUUGGGUCUCAAUAAAGAGCUAAAGAGGUGAAGCAAUUUUUAGCUGAUUGUGAAAAAAUACCUGAAGUGUAAACCAACGCUGACUUUUAUAACUGGAAUAGGAAAAAGCAAUUCCUAUCAAAAGAUAAAUAGGGGUUUAGUUUCAUGAAGAUGAUUAAUCAUUAGGUUGAUGAUAUGGAAUAAUACACAGGACCUAUGAUAUACAGUGCAACAACAAAUCAUUAUGGAGUCUAUUUAGCAAUGGUUGUGCCAGCAGUGAAGAUUUUGGGAACAGAUGCACAAAUAAAUGCAUGGCUAGAUGAUUUAAUUCACAUUCGAAAAGCUGCUUGUUAUGCACAAACUGAAUUAGGUCAUGGAUCAGAUAUUUAGAGUUUACAAACUACUGCUACUUAUGAUAAGCAGACAUAAGAAUUUGUGAUUAAUACUCCUACCAUUUAAGCAGCAAAAUUUUGGCCAGGAGAUCUAGGUAUUCUAGCUAAUUGGGCAUUGGUUUUUGCUUAAUUGGUAGUGGAUGGAACCAAUUAUGGAGUAUAAUCAUUUAUGGUCUAAAUUCGAGAUGAGUAAACACACAAGCCAUUGAGAGGAAUAGAAGUUGGGGAUAUUGGACCUAAGAUGGGAUAUUAGGUGAAAGACAAUGGAUUUUUGAAAUUUGACAACGUUAGAAUUCCUAAAUUUAAUAUGUUGGCUAAAUAUAUCUCAAUAUCUCCAUAAGGAAAGGUAGUAAAAGAGGGAGAUCCAAAGAUAUCCUAUGCUUCAAUGAUGAUGAUGAGAAAGUUAUUAAACACAGUUUAUCCCAAAGCAGCUGCAAUAUCAUUGACUAUUGCUUUGAGAUACUCCUAUACAAGAUAAUAAUUUACAAAUGACAAAGGAGUCGAGAAUUCGGUCAUUGAAUAUUAAACUCAAUAACACAAAUUAUUGCCAUUGUUGGCCAAUUUGUUUGCAGUUGUUCUUUCAGGAAAUGUUACUUCAAAAUUUGUAGAUUUGAAUUUCGCUGAAGUUUAGAAAGGCAAUUUCUCACAUAUGAAACGCAUGUCAUUCAUUACUUUGUGGAACCAAAGCUAAUUACACUCAUUUUGUAGUGAAUUGUGCUGA